Molecule: messenger RNA, 12478 nt
Organism: Dinoponera quadriceps
Lineage: Eukaryota; Metazoa; Arthropoda; Insecta; Hymenoptera; Formicidae
Exons: 6
Coding region: 114-1439 (441 amino acids)
Biological process (GO): tRNA C3-cytosine methylation; arginyl-tRNA aminoacylation
Molecular function (GO): ATP binding; arginine-tRNA ligase activity; tRNA binding
Source: RefSeq, a predicted model, not a curated record
AGGAUUGGUGCAGUCCCAGUGUAAAAAUAGAAAACAAGUCUGUUAUCGGUCAACGCUUGUUAAUGUCUUGUCAGAAAGAGUAACGAACGUUAUUUAUCAAUUAACAAUUAUCAAUGGAAAAUCGGACAGAUUUCUGCGGUAGACCGCUAAUCGACAAGAUUGUGCAUCAUCUAACUGGCAAUGCAUGCGAGAAUUCCUCAGUUAUUAAAAUAAACACCGAAAAUUUAGCGAUAAACGGAGAAUUACAUUUUAUUAAUAGUUUUAACGCGUGGAGAAGUUUUGUUUUUUGCGAUAGAAAUUGCACCACAAUUUUGCGACACUUUAUACACGCACAUGAUUCAAGAAGAGAUAAUACGGACACAGAUGUAUCCGAGGAGGUUUUUGAACAGUUAAUAUCUAAGAGUAGCGACUGGUAUAUACGGAUACAAAAAUGCUCAUUGCAGAAGGAAAAGGUCUGUCUGUAUCUGAAUCGUAUGGACGUUAUUCCAAAUGUCAUUAAAGCAGCUGUUAAGUGCAGUAAUACGUUCGGAAGAAUUACCGCGAAUAAUAAAAUAUUUCAUUUAAAAUAUCAGCCUGAUACCCAAUCUGAUCUCACUACUCAGAGACUAAGUCUAUUGAGAAAUAUUACAGUGAAAGUAUUGGAUCUACAUGGAUACAGGGUAUCUGAUGAAGAUUGUGUUGGCAAAUAUAUAUUUACAACGAGAUCCGAAGGAUUGAUUGAGAAAGGAUAUGAAAAAUAUGUUUGCGGCGUCGUGAAGAAUUUAGAGUCUAACACGAAGGAAAUACACCUCACAUGGGAACAAUGCAUAAAAGAUAGAAUGGAUUAUGUGAAUAAUAAUUAUCAAAAUAUGUUUUGUUAUUGUAAAGAGGACGAAAGUGAUAUAGAGAAAUAUUUCAUCCUGCGCAAUAUGGCUUAUGCUAUUAUGACCUUUGAGUUAAUGUCUGUAAAGCCCAGUAGAUCAAUCGUUAUAGAGUCUGAUAUUUUUAAGUCUGAUAGAUACAUCACAAAUACAAGAGGUGCAUUAUUUGUGUUGUACAACACUGCCAGGAUAUCAAAGAUUGUAGCAACAUACGAUUUGAAGGUCUUAUGUAAAAUUUUUCCUCCUCUACCGAAUAUCGAUGAUGUGGAUUUUUCGCAGUUGCAUCAUGAGGAAGAAUGGGAACUUGUAUAUAAUUUUAUAUUUGGAUAUACCCAAAUGCUACAAAACUGCUUAAAGUGCGAGCCAAAUUUUCAGAUUCAUCCGCAAGUAAUAUGCUUGUUUUUGUCACGACUGUGCCAGAAAUUCAGCUCAUAUUAUCGGAAAAUAAAAAUUUUGACAAAAGGAAGUGCCCCCCUCGCUCCAAAGAUGUUCGCAAGAUUAUACAUGUUGCAUGCGCUGCGAGUUGUCCUGGAAAAUGCUUUAAAUAUUUUGGAUAUCAAACCAGUGUCUCAUAUGUGAAAUGAUGUUACGAAAGAGAAAAAGUUUCAAUUGUUCUAGAAAUGUCAAUUCAAUAAACGUAAGAAUUUUUGUAAAAAUCGGUUAAUAGAUUCCCUGGUCCCAUCUAGCGGUAUGAACAAAAAGCUUGUAGCCAAAAGGGUUUUAGCAAAAUUGGUCCGAAUCUUUACUAAAAGACCCCUUGUAUUUAGUUCCAAAGUUUUCCGCUACGAGCUGCCACCAUUUUCAUUUGAAAUCGAGAUCAUAAUAAGACAACCACAAACGAACUUCAAGCGGGACGACUCGAUACUGAAUCCGAGAGACUUAGAUAUUAGAUGACUACGAAAGUAUCACAAAGUAAUCCUAAUUAUAUUCCUCUAACAUUUUAUACAAUCCAUUAUAACUUUUUAACUUAAUAGGGACAUGUUGGGAAUUUUGCGUUUAAAUAGAUGAGCCAAUACAAUGGUGGCUUCUUUGAAAGGUUGAAACAACAGGAGGUAUCGGUUAAAUAAUACACAAAUCUAACUUUAUUCACAUUUUUUUCCGUUUCUUCCCGCUGAAUCAUCGAGGAAAUGAUCUUUAGAGAACAGAAACCUCUGCGAUACGAAUAGCAGUUACAAGUAAAUAUGUACAAUAAUAUAUAAUAAGUGGUGGUUGCCCUUCUUUCUCUUUCUAACUGUCGUUUCGUCUUGCUCAAUGACAGCAAUCAACUAAUCAGUAUAACCAGUAAUAAAUCGCAAGGAUCGAUAAAUCUUUCCCCACGUGUUAUUUUGAUCCAAGCGUACACCACCAUCUAUCGAUCACCAAAUAUCCGCGACAAUGUCGACGAAUUGACAGAAAUGCUUCCCCAAUUUCUCACAAUCGAACCACACCGAUCGAAUUUUCGUCAUUUCGGAAUCAUCGUUCGCAACUCACACAAUUGACUGCGAUCGCUUUGUUAAGAUGCCGAUAACAUUUUUUUCAACAUUCCCGUCGGCAAUUUCACGCCGACUCCGAAAUAGUGAUCGCGAUAAGGCGAACAUCGUUCUUUUAAUAUUUAACACUGAAUUACUAACCAUUAGCCUUUUCCAGGCCGAUGUUUUCUCAAGAAGCAUGGAUAAUGAUUCGGUUAAUGGCUAGCAAUUUAGGAUUAAAGGACUUGUUUUAUCUCCUAACAUCAUCAUUUUCACCCCGUCCACUUGUAACCAUCCGUGAUGUCCCGCUCGAUAAUCUUAUUUUCUUUCGCUUGAUUUGACUUGAUUUAACCGUCCUUUCGUUUCUCUUCGAAAUUCUCACUCAAGACAAGUUUUAGCCGCGUUUAUUAAAGUCGUCCCCGUCCACACAUUCGUAUUUGUUUAAACCAGCGCUCGUGAUUAGUUAAACAUUGGAAGUAAUUUUUUGACAUCACGCUUACUGUUUCGAACUUUUUCCAAGUGUGAAUUCACAUAUGUUUAUGCAUUACUAAACACGAGUGAUAAGAGCAGAACAGUAGGUAUAAUAUCCGAGCAUUGUUUUAAACAUUACAUCAUAAUAUUACAUUCAUUUAUUUAUUUCCAUCUUACUUAUUUUUUUCCUUCUCUCUUUUUCUUCACAUCUCGAUUGGCUGACAUAGGGUGAAAUGUAUCAUACGAAUAUUCCAGAAUAUCUUUUAUGGUUGGUUAGAUAAAAUUAGAUUAGCUGGAUCAAAACGAAUCAGAAGGAUAACGCGGCUACGUGAACCCAUUGUAUUUACAAUUGAAGGGAUUCUAUUUUAUGUGGGAAUGUUUCUACACAUCUUCUAAAAGUUGAUAUCUCACUUAUCAUACGAUAACUUUAUUGAACGUAAUGACUCUUUUCAGAAUUUCAGAAAUUCUUUAUUUAACAGUCGAUGAGAUACGUUCAACAAACUUGUACGACAAAUGAAAUAUUGAUCUAAGUUCACUUCACCCUAUUUCGAACAACCGACAAGAACGUACUUUGAUAUUCGAAACUUAAAAUCUUUGAGUUGUACAAGCACUCGAUACAAUUAGAGACCCUUCAGUCAGAGUCCGGACAUCUUUGACGUCUUGCUAACUGUUCUACUUCCGUAGUUCAAUCUGAAAUUCCACGUUACACUGUAGACCAUGCCGGAAUACAUUAUAUUCGAUCUAUAAUCCAUUAGUGUUCGCAUUAGUGCUUGAAAUUUUCAGAUAAUCAAACGGUUCGAACAGUUUGAUUACACGAUUUGCUAAAAUCUCUGUCCAAGACUUAGUCUAGAUCGUGACUACAGGGUCUCUAGGUACAAUAUCAUUUGGCGCUGUUAAAUUGUCAUUAAUCUGAGCUAAGGAAAAUAAUCAACGAGUAUAUUAGUCCAAAUCACGGUUACUCCGCUUCAUCACACCCAUUACAGUUUGUCUCUUUUUUUACAUUUUUUGCUGCUGUUUUCGCUCUUACCUUGUUGCUAGUUUACUUAUUAAAAUGAUUUGACCUUUCGACGCUAUUAUUUAUUUUCUUCUUCUGUUCGCGCCGCAUUUAUUAACAAUAAUCACCCGACGACUUUUGUGCGUAACCUUGAGAUCCUUGGAUUCUCGAUUUCUCUGAGAUUAUCCCAGCUUACAUCCUCCAAAUCCAUAGCCUUGGGUUAUUAAUUUCUUGUAUUAAUCUCUGAAUCCCUGAGUCCUGAAAAUCGUCGUUUUCCUACUCUAAAUUCACGACUCUGGGAUCCUGUGAUCUCUGCUCUUUUGAAACUAAUUUCUAAAUCUUCAAAUCCUGAAAUCGCUCUAUCUUCCUACUCUAAACCCCUAUCCUUAGAUUCUUGAUCUUUCCAGGCUAAUCUCUAUAGAUUCCUGAGUCCACCUCGUUUUCUUACUUUAAAUCUAUACUCUUGGAUCCUCGAUUCCUUUUUAGAUUAGUCCUUGAAUCACUGUGUCAUAUGAGACAUCUCUAUCUUUCAAUUUCAACUUUGUCCCCGUAAGACCUUGAAGAUCUUUUCGAUCCUUUGAGCUAGACUUUUUCCAGGAUCUCUGAGCCUUGAGACGUCCUUAUUUUUCUGGUAUAGAUCCAUAGAGCUUUUGGAUCCUUGAGGAUCCUUUGAUACAUUGGAUACCUUGCAUUUUUCUGGACUUUCUCUAUACUUGGGCCCUUGAUUUUUUCAAUUGUUAUAUUAUGAAACCUUCGGAUCCAAGUUUAUCGAACUUUCAGACUGAUAGAUCCUAAAGUCUCUGGGUUCUUUAAUCCUCAACGAAAGAAUACUGUAUAAUCCUUGAUGAAAUCAAAAUUUUGCAAAUGUAAGGCGAGGUUAUUAUUUUUUUCUCUUUUUUUUUUGUACGAACACGAUAAAUCUCUUCUAUAUUUAUUUGCUUCUGAAAUAUUCUUUCUUGUUAGAGAUUUCGAAUUCUUCGAUCAUCAAUACCCGAAGACUUCUGGAUCCUUGAAGCCGGGAGUUACAGACGCAAAAGUCGACGGGAUUUCGCAACGACCCCCAGUAUCUCGCCUAACGAGAACAUUCUUCAUCAUUAUUAUCACUUUUCUCCUCGUUUAUCAUCUUCUAUUAUUAUCAAUCGUUCCCCUAUAUCUUCUAAUCUUCUCUUUUUUUUUUCCUUUUUACGUCUCUAUCUCUUUAUUCCUGAUCCCUUGGUUUUUCUUUCAUAUUCAAUUAUUUUAUUCAUUAUUUCUUUAUGAUCUUUCUUUCUUCGUUUGUAUUUUUAUUCUCUGCCGUGCCGGUCGAGAGUUAUUCUCUCGGAAUCUUGAUUUCAACGUGUCAUCAUAAUUCGCGGAGAGGAUGAGAAACGGCGAAGGAGAGAAGAAGGUGAGAAGGAGUCUCAUGUUCUCGUGCAGGAUUCGCGUGGUUCAACAACGACCGAGAAAAGGACCGCACUUUUCAUCUGAAGGAGUAUCGCCACGCGAAGUUCGCAAUUCUCUCCCUCGCUUACCCUCCCUCUUCCCCCCCCCCCUCUCACCCCUUUCAGAAAAAACUUUGUAGCGCUCAUUUCUUCAGCACAUAUCUCCCUUUUCCUGCCGCCUUCCUUUCUUCGAACAGUGAUCAUCUAAACAAUGAAAGCGACAAAACGCCGAACGAUAAAGAAAAAAAUUCCGAUUGUUUUCCGGAUGGUUUUCGAGUUGUUCCUCUUGGCCGCGUCUGCACAAGACUUGAGCAAUUCUGAUAGCUAUUAUAUAUAGUAUAGCGAUAAAAAAUCCUUAAGUAGCCCAUUUGAAAUUGGAGAAAAGUAGAUUAAGAUCUGUGAAUAUAAACAAUAAAUAUUUUUGUUUAUAUACUCUAGCACUUGUAAGUAUUUACCCACUCGUAUUCUCUCGUGCUUAUCAAAGAUGUGGCGGUAAGAAUUUUUAAGUGUUUUUAUUUUUAUAUUAAAAGAAGGCGAAUUUAAAAAUAUAAUCAAUCGCGUAAAUCAUUGCAAAUAUUAAUUGGAUUUCAACCUGUGCAGUGUGAAAAGAGGAACAGUUUUCUCGAAAGUAAUGUUUUUCGUACAAAUUAAAUUUAAAUUUUAUUCAAAAUCGAGAAUAUAUAUCGUGGAUUUUGAUCGGAAUUAAAUUCAUAUAUUUGUCGGAAUACAAAUUUAAUUCGACGUUGGUUUAAUCUAAAUUAAAUUGAAACUCAACUCGUGCGCGUAUUGUCCAAAUUAAAUCCGAAUUUGAUUCGAACUUGGAUUGAUCGAAAUUAAAUUCAAAUCCCGUUUUCGUACAUCUCUGAAAUUCAAUUCAAAUUUAAUUCGAAAUCCUAUUAGUCGAUAUUAAUUUCGAAUUUAAUUCGCGUCUUUCGUCAAAAUUAUAGAUUAAAGUUUAAUUCGAAAUUUAUCGAGAUUCAAUUCGAAUUCAAUAUGCUGGAAAUAAUUUCAAAUUAAAUUCGAACUUGCAUUAUUUGAGAUUACAAAUACGAAUUUAAUCGAUGACAUUUCAUCGAAAUCUAUUUCGAAUUAAUUGAAAUUAUAUUAAAAUCCAAUUCGCAUCCUGCGCCCUAAAAAUCACGUCACCUAAGUUACCUACGACCUUUAAAUCCUUAUUACGAGUACUGUAGUAGUAGUGUAGUAGUAGUUGUAGUAGUAGCAGCGAUAGUAGUAAUAGUUAUAGUAUAAUAGUAGUAGUAAUAGCAGUAGUGUAUUAAUAGUAAGUUUUCCUAUUUCUUAUUCCUUUUUUUUGUUUAAGCAUUUUUUUAUCUUUUAACUUUUUUUCUGACUCCUGAUAAUCUAAUAGACAUCUAAAAAUAACACCCAUUUUUUGUUUUCAUUACUAUUUGUAUUUAUUCUCGGCCUCUUCCUCCUCUACUUUUCUUCAUUUCCAGCACACGUCACUUGAAAAGCUCUGUAUAAGCUGUAUUUUGCACGAGGUAUCUUCCUCGACGUUAACAUUUUCGUGUUUAUAUAUAAAAAAAAAUAUCGUCCGUUGGUGAAAAAACUGGGAGCUGCGAAUAUUACUAUUGCAAAGAUGUUAUUGGUUAUUUUUUGAUUGACUGGCUGGUUCUUCAAAACCUCAACCAAUUAUACAUCUUGGAUUCUUGCGUCUUUAUUGAUCUUCGAGUGAUAAUUUAUAUAAGUUUCUUAAUAUUUAAAUAAAUAUUUAAAGAGAUUUUCGACUUUUCAAUUCUAAUAUUUACCGAUCUGAAUUUUAGGAUUGCUUCAUUACGAAUUUUUUGAAUUCUCUUUAAACUUGUAACUAUUCUUGAUACUAGAAAAAGAAACAAGUGUAAAGAUUGCUAAUGCAAAACUUGGGUACCGCGGAAAUCGCUGUUUGUCAAAAGUUUUCUGUUGUUUUCUUUUCUUUUUAUACAACUUUAAGAGACGACAAAUUUUGGAUUUUUACGUUUUUAUUGGUCGCUCUCUGAUUAUUUAGAUAUUUAAAUGAGCAUUUAAAGCAACAUCAUAUUACGCAAUUAUAAUUUUAAUCAAUAUAACUGGAUUUUAAUCUAGUGACUAGAUUUUUAACGUAUUUUUUCGAUUUUCAUCGUACGUUUUGUCAGCUUUAAUACGAAGUUUCGACGUAGAACUUCGAUACUGGAUCAUUUUAUAUUGCUACGUUGUGAUGCUCCCCGAAUCAUCUUCCCUCUGUUCUCUUUGUUUUACACUCCUUUCUCGUCCUGUCCUCCAUCCUUCUCCGUUCAUUUGUCCCUCUAUAUCAUUCCUCUAUCAUUCUUUCUUUACUUUUUAAUAUCUUCUUUUUUGCUUCUUCUUCUUUUUCUUUUUUUGUAGAUCUUUUGCUUCAUUACUUCUCCUUUCUUUUUCCUUCAUUCCAAUUCUCUCGAUUCUUAUACUUAACAUAAUUUUUUCGCAUCGUUCGUCUCUCUCUUUUCCAUUAUUUCACCUUUCUUCUCUUCUUUCUCUUUCACCCCUUUUCUCCUCUAUCACCAGUUAAUUAUUUAAUAUAUCAAAUAUGUAGUAAUUAAUUUAGUAAAAAAAGUCUUAUAAUAAAUCAAAUAUUUGAUUCAAAAUCAGAUUCAAUGAGUGAUAUUAGGUGUCUGCAAGUGAUCGCGAUACAAAUGUUACCGAUUACUUCCUGCAGAGACUAGACAAAUUGCAAACUUUUCAAGUAAUAAAAAAUUACAUUGAAACUGUUGGAUAUAUUUCAAAUAUAAUUUUGAAAGUACGAUAAAUAUUUAGUUUAAUUUAAUCUUUUGUACCACUUUGACAUACGUUAUAAAGAUUCCGCGAUCUUCAAGGUAUGUUCAUCCUUGAAUCAGUAGAGCUACCCAAUAAAAAUAAAUCAAUACUCUUUUCCAUAAGCCAUAUUAGAAUUUACCUUGUUAACAAUCUCAAUCGUCGUCGUAAUUGUUAUAGCUUGGAAAGAUAUUGUUGCCUUUCGAUUUAUAUUUUUGUCGAAUCAUCGAAAAAAAGGAAAAAUUAAGACGUGUUUAAUUUAACAGCCAAAUGAUUUCCGCUUAUAACAAUAUUUGCAUGUGUAUAUAUAUAUACACACGCACGUAAUAUUCGUAAUAUUUAAAUUUCCAAUAAACGUAAUCUUUUCUCGCUGAACCCGUAUUGUGCAUUUCGCGGGAAAAAAAUUUGUCAACAAUAUUCCGCGACUUUAAUUAACUAAUUAGGUUUCUUUGUUAAAACUCUACGCAGAGGUCUCGUUUACUUUUGUUGUUAUUAUAUCAUUUUCCUUUUUUUUUUGGUUUUUGGUAAUAGUUUUUGUUGGUUCCCUCGUUUCUUGCGUAUUUCGGUCGUUUUUCUCUUCAUCGCCUAGUAUACGAAGACCAACGACAUCACUUCUGUUUCGAGUUUCUUUAAUGUUUCGUUUGAUAAUCGGUGACAAGACAAACGACAGCCAACGUUAUCUAUUUCUUUUCGUUUACUAGUUUUAAACCAUCAAUUCCGAUUAUAUUAACGCAAUUAAAAUAAUUAUUCAAUUUUCUAUUAUAUCUCGUGUGCAUCCUUCUUUUAAAUCUGUAUAUAUUCUGUACAUGUUAAAAUAAUAAACAUUCAAUGUUAAAUCUUCAAUUACAAAUUCUAAUUAAAAAAUUUUGUUUUAAUUUAAGAAAUGUUUAGAUUAGGAAAAUUUGAUAUAUAAUCGUUAUAAUUUAUUUAAAUUCCCUCUCGUAUAAUUUAGAAAUAGCUAUGAAACCAAAUAAUAUUCCAAGAAUUAUCUCAGGAAAAUUACGAAAUAAAUAACGAUACUUCCACAAAUAUAUCUUCAUAUCCAAUUUCUGCACUUGGAAGUUUAUAAAGUUCUUUCAACACAAAGGGGAAGGAAAAACAUGAAAAUGCCGAUUUUUCGUCGAAAGACAGGCGCGGGAUCGCAUAUCACAUUAGUCGCCGCCAAACCCCGCCAUUUCUAAUAAUUGUGGUGUUCGCCGCGAUAAUAGAUUCGUGCAACAACCAAUAUGAUUGCGAUUUAGCGCUAUAUAUAGACGAUUGUUGAUACAACAAUCGAUAUAUUCAGUAUUAAAACUUGCGCGGCGUGCCUCACUGAAAUUAUUUCGCUUGGCUUGGUCGCUUUAUCGGCGGGAUUUGACUCUGCUCUUUGAUCUCGAGAUCUUUCAGCCAGCCCUUCCCCGUUCUACUCUCUAUCAUCCCUUCACACCUGUCUCUCUUCCGUUGGCUGUUUCUUCGUUUUUUCAUCGAAAUGUGUAUGCGUGUGCACUCAAUAUUCAGGGAGGGAAUAUUUUUUCGACAUGUGUUCGCUCGCUCAUCCAGUCAUGCCAAUUCUGGCCCACAAUGUAACAUCCGUCUUCAGAGAUCACCAGUUGCAUUUAGUAGUCAGUCUAUCCAUUAACGUGUCUCAUCCGAAUCCGAUCUUACGAGAGAAAUAUUUCGUUCUUUCUUCUGCUUUUUGUCUCUCAAGUCGUGAGCUCCUUCAAUUUUCGUUAAGAACCACAUUUCUUUUAACAUCAUAUUUUUCUUCAAAAUAAGGAUCGAGAUUGGUAAUUUUGUUAAGCUUAAUUUCAAAUUGAUACGAAAAUCAUGUUGAGUUUUAUUUUAAAAUCACCAAAUUUAAAGAUCUCUUUACAUUUCUACGAAAAGUGUGUAUAAAAUCUUUGUUAAAGUUUGCGUUAACGCACGUUAAAAUACAAAACUAAUUGUAUUCCAUAGUCGUAAAAUAUAAACACAGAUUUUUCCGUGUAUUGAACAAAUAUCGAUAGAAAUGUCACAUUGAUUUUCACCUAAAAAUUCAAAUACAUUUGUGCAACUUGAAAGCAUUAGUUACAAAUUUAGCGAAAUGAUACCGAUCUUGAUCCUUUUCACUCUGGAUGCUUUGCUCGCUUUACAUCAUCCGCGAACAAGAGAAUAGUUUAGAGAAUAGUCGAAGAUCGUUCCCGUAAAAAAGAAACACGCCACGUAAAAGGGAUGUAACAAAACAUUCCGAGAACCUACGAGGGAUUUUCGAAAUUUGUACUUUUCGAAUGUAUAUAUCAUCAGGGUGUCCCUUAUUCUUGUCUUUUUUGUAAUUUUCCCUCGAAUCUCGAUAGUUUUCUUCAAUUAUAUAUUAUUAAUUAAAUUAAGAAUUUCUUCACAAUAUAUUUUUUGUUUAAUAAUUAUUCCAACAUUACACUUGACAUUCUUAUUUUCCCUUUUUAUAAUACAAGCCGCAUUAAACAAAUAUUCAAUUCAAUUUAAGUGCCAAAAAUUCUAAGAGAAUUUGUUCUCCUUAAAUUAUUACCUUUAUAUGAUCAGUAACACAAGAUGAGGCAAAUCACCCGCAUAGAAGUUAUUUCUAUUUUUUAUAUUCUUCCUUUCUUUUUCUGUUCUUUUUUCGUUGACAAGAAAGUUUGAAUUAUUUGUUAUUAACAAGUUUAUCUAUAAUCAAAAGUCACUAAUGGCUUCUUAUGUAAUUAAUUUUCUGUUUGUUAUUUUUUAUAUUUAUAUGUUAGAGAUAAGGGACACCCUGCAUAUGUAUACAUACACACAAGCGCACGAGUGUGUGUAUGUCAUGGCGUCCAUAUAUAUUUACCUAUAUAGAGACGUCAUACUUAUCAUAAUAUAGUUUAUCAGUUUAACUUUUUGCCUUUUAUACUUUGUUUCGUUUACUUAAUUACAGAAUAAUAACUUAAUAUAUAUGUACGUGUACAUUGUUUUUUUAAACGCAUAUGUAUGUGUGUGUGUGUGUGUGUGUGUGUCUGCGUCCGUUUAUUCGUCUAUGUAUGAAUCAGCGUUAUAGUCUGUUAAUUAAUUGAAGUUUAUUUAUCGAGAAGUUAGCUAUUCCUCUUUUAUCAUUCUUGCGACACAAGAAAAGUCUUUUUCUCUUUCCUGCCAUCCUUCCUUCAUCGUCCUACUUUCUUUCGCAUCUUCUAUUUCGUUUCAUUCAUAUAUUAUACACGUCGAUUUUUCGCAAAUUUAUAUAUUUUUUCUCUCUCGUACCAAAAGAUAACGACGGCGCGGGAUUUAUUUAUUUAAUGAAUUUAUUUUAGUUUGGAGCUUGUUUAUUUAAACAAACGUUCGAAACUCGCGCUUUAAUUUCGGAAGUAAUUUUAUACUUUACCGAAAUAAUGUUUGUAAUUUUCUUAAGUAAUUUCUCUCAUUCCAAAGAUAAUUUUAUACUAUAAAAAUAAUUUCGUAUUUUUUAUAACUACCUCAACAUAUUACAGUUAAUUUCAUAUAAUGCGUAUAAUUUCUGAAUUUCAAAUAUAGAAUAAACAAUUUUGCUGAUAAAUUUGCAGAAUAAUUUUAUUAUAAUUCAUCCGAGAUAUAUAUAUAUGUAUAUAUAACAAAUAAUUUUUAAUAAAUAAAAUUUUGUCGUUCUAAACUCCGCGGACUGUAUCAUAAAUAAUUCUGAAUCUUUCAACUAAUUUCGCAUAAUAUUUCCAAAGAUAGUUCAACUUCUGAUAAAACUGGAAAUUUUUAUUUUUCAGAAAUUCUACUUUACAAACUUAGCUUCGACUAAUCAGUUUCAACUAAUUUCGUAAAGCAAAUCCCUGAAUAUUAUUAAAUUUUUUGUUAAUUUUUAGAAACAUUAAACCACAGAUUUAUCGCGGAAUUAGUUGAAAGAUACAUGUAAUUUAGAACGACGAAAUUUCAGGAGUUUGAUUAAACAAUUAAAAUUCUUAAAAUAAAUUUUUAGCGUUAGUGCAAAACACUAAACUGAAAACGUGCACGUUUAAGUGGUCGAGUCUUAAAAUGGUUUUUACAUGUUUUUUUUUUUUGCGAAAAUUGAGUACCAAACUUGUAAAGAAACAAAAAAUCUCUCCGUAAUUUUUUUCAUUUAGCGUUUUUGCAAUCUUCAUUUUCCAAUUUGUCUCUCUCUCUCUCUCUCUCUCUCUCUCUCUCUCGCAAUUUCACACUAUCGUUCUUUCUUUCUCACAUGCAUACUCUCUCUAUUUCGCUUCCCCCCUUCCCUUCCUCCGCCUCUCACACGAUAAAUCUGUCUGCUCUGAAAAAUAUGUACAAUGCCGCUGCGACUCGUCAGCGCUCAAUAAUUUACAACCGCUCUCACUAUACUUCAUAUUCUCCAAAUCACUCUUGUUACCUGAUCUUUUCUUCCACUUCCUUUCAACUCCUUUCAGAUUCUCCCUCUCUUUUUCUCUUCUGUUUUUUUAUGUUUUCACAUCUUCUGAAAUAUUAUCUUUCACAAAGUAGCUGGGUUUUUUGUUUAGAUUGGAUUCUAUCCUUUUCCUUUCAUUUUUUGUUUUUUUCUUCUUGCUUCCAUUUUCAGCCUCUUUUGGCCCUCUCGUUUUCUUUUGG